Molecule: messenger RNA, 3904 nt
Organism: Prionailurus viverrinus (fishing cat)
Lineage: Eukaryota; Metazoa; Chordata; Mammalia; Carnivora; Felidae
Gene: SYK
Product: spleen associated tyrosine kinase
Exons: 14
Coding region: 220-2130 (636 amino acids)
Biological process (GO): cell surface receptor protein tyrosine kinase signaling pathway; positive regulation of B cell differentiation; intracellular signal transduction
Cellular component (GO): cytoplasm; extrinsic component of cytoplasmic side of plasma membrane
Molecular function (GO): signaling receptor binding; non-membrane spanning protein tyrosine kinase activity; ATP binding
Source: RefSeq, a predicted model, not a curated record
GGGCCUGCCCGGGCGCGUUAAGGAAGUUGCCGAAAAUGAGGAAGCGCCUCGCGCUGGGCGGCUGAGGCGACUCCAGCGGCCGGAGGAGCGAGGAGGAGCGGGCGGCCCCGCGCUGCGCCCCGAGCCGCCCCGGCCCCGCGCCCCGCGCCCCGCCCUCGGCUCACCUGGCACAGGAGGACCCCCGCGUGCGCCCGCGGCCCGUGGCGGGGAGGCGCCGGCAUGGCGGGAGGCGUGGCGGCCGACAACGCCAACCACCUGCCCUUCUUCUUUGGCAACAUCACCCGGGAGGAGGCGGAGGACUACCUGGUGCAGGGGGGCAUGAGCGACGGGCUGUACCUGCUGCGCCAGAGCCGCAAUUACCUGGGCGGCUUCGCGCUGUCCGUGGCGCACGGGAGGAAGGCGCACCACUACACCAUCGAGCGCGAGCUCAACGGCACGUACGCCAUCGCGGGCGGCAGGGCUCACGGCAGCCCCGCCGAGCUGUGCCACUACCACUCCCAGGAGUGCGACGGCCUCGUCUGCCUCCUCAAGAAGCCCUUCCACCGGCCGCCCGGCGUGCAGCCCAAGACCGGCCCGUUCGAGGACCUGAAGGAGAGCCUCAUCCGGGAGUACGUGAGGCAGACCUGGAACCUGCAGGGCCAGGCUCUGGAGCAGGCCAUUAUCAGCCAGAAACCACAGCUAGAGAAACUGAUCGCCACCACGGCCCACGAGAAGAUGCCCUGGUUCCACGGCAAAAUCUCACGGGUCGAAUCGGAGCAGAUUGUCCUGAUCGGAUCCAAGACAAAUGGAAAAUUUUUGAUCCGGGACAGGAACGACAACGGGUCUUACGCCCUGUGCCUGCUGCACGAGGGGAAGGUACUGCACUACCGCAUCGAUAAGGACAAAACGGGGAAGCUCUCCAUCCCCGACGGGAAGAAGUUCGACACGCUCUGGCAGCUAGUGGAGCAUUAUUCUUAUAAAGCAGAUGGGCUGUUAAGAGUUCUUACAGUUCCGUGUCAGAAAAUUGGCGGGCAGACAGGAAAUAUCAACUUCGGAGCCCGGGCGCCCCUCCCAGGUCCACAUCCUGCAACAUGGUCAGCGGGUGGAAUUAUCUCAAGAAUCAAAUCAUACUCCUUCCCAAAGCCUGGCCACAGAAAGGCCUCCACAUCCCAAGGGAGCCGGCCAGAGAGCGCCGUGACCUUCAAUCCGUACGAGCCGGACCGCGGGCCCUGGCCCACGGACAGAGAUGCCCAGAGAGAGGCCUUGCCCAUGGACACCGAGGUGUAUGAAAGCCCGUAUGCGGACCCCGAGGAGAUCAGGCCCAAGGAAGUCUACCUGGACCGCAAGCUGCUGACCCUGGAGGACAACGAACUGGGCUCUGGUAACUUCGGGACCGUGAAGAAGGGCUACUACCAGAUGAAAAAAGUCGUGAAAACGGUGGCUGUGAAGAUUCUGAAGAACGAGGCUAACGACCCCGCUCUUAAAGAUGAGUUAUUAGCGGAAGCCAAUGUCAUGCAGCAGCUCGAUAACCCUUACAUCGUGCGCAUGAUCGGCAUCUGUGAAGCCGAGUCCUGGAUGCUGGUGAUGGAGAUGGCGGAACUGGGUCCGCUCAACAAGUAUUUACAACAGAACAGGCACGUCAAGGAUAAGAACAUCAUAGAGCUGGUUCAUCAGGUUUCUAUGGGAAUGAAGUAUCUGGAGGAGAGCAAUUUUGUGCACAGAGAUCUGGCGGCAAGAAACGUCUUGCUGGUUACUCAACACUAUGCCAAGAUCAGUGAUUUUGGACUUUCCAAAGCGCUCCGUGCUGAUGAAAACUACUACAAGGCCCAGACCCACGGGAAGUGGCCGGUCAAGUGGUACGCCCCCGAGUGCAUCAACUACUACAAGUUCUCCAGCAAGAGUGACGUCUGGAGCUUCGGCGUGUUGAUGUGGGAGGCGUUCUCCUACGGGCAGAAGCCGUACCGGGGCAUGAAGGGAAGCGAGGUUUCGGCCAUGCUGGAGAAAGGAGAGAGAAUGGGGUGCCCCACGGGGUGUCCGAGGGAGAUGUACGAGCUGAUGAAACUGUGCUGGACGUAUGAGGUGGAGAGCAGGCCCGGAUUCGCAGCCGUGGAACUGCGUCUACGCAAUUAUUACUACGACGUGGUCAACUAACGGCCCCACGCCCUCCGUGGCCGCCUUGGGAGCAGACGAGGGGUCACAGCAAAGCCAGCCCAGUGCGUGGGUUUCGAGAGUUUGCACCUGCGUCUGCUGCCAGGGGAGCCGGCCUCGUGUGGAGCACGCCUGUGACCGUUGUCCCCAAAGCCUGUCCCAGAACACACCCUCCACAAAGCAGCCCCUGCCGGGAGAGCCCGGGCAGAAGGACAGCAGGGUCAGAGGGCCCGGGGAAGGAUCCCUUUGUGUUUCUUGUCUGCGCGGUGUGAUUUCGUGGCAGGUUCCGUUCAGGAUCUGUUUCUGCAUCAGAAGAUCUGGCAGCCUGGAGGCGUCCCGUGUGCCGUUCUCCGCGGCCAGGGGUGCGGCUGGCCUUGCCGUCUGCGGUGGAGGGAAGGGGAGCAGAGGGGAGCUGGCUGCCUCCAGAACUUGGCUCCGACCGGUCGAAGGAUGGACGGAGCCCUGCCACCGAAAAGCUGCCCUGGUGACACAAGUCCUUUGAGGCUGAAAAAACAAAAUCCAAGCAUGUAGCCAGUUAAAGGGGAUAAAAAGUUUGGAGACGGCAUUUGCUCUGUGUGAUCUCACAGAAGACGCACACCUGCGUGGACAAGGGGGCUCUCGGCACGGACCGGCUUGGCUUCCUUUCCCCUGAAACAGCCUCUCUCCCGCAUACUCUCCCAAGACCGUGCUUUCAGGGGACUAGUAAAUAAAAGUCGUGCAGGCGGUGGAGGGCCGUGAUGUCUGUCACCGCGGGCCUGAGCGAGGACAGACAGCAGGACGCCACGGGUCCUCAUCUCCUGAGUGAGGUCCGAGCUCCCCUCCGCCAGAGAGAGGGUGUCGCCAGAGUUCCCCAGCCCUUUCUGUGUUCACAGCAGGGGGGACAAGCUGGUGGCCAAGGCCCUCUAAACGCGAGCCUCCUAAGAGUGUGUUAAUUCCUAAUAAAGCCGCAGACCCUGACCCUCACCGCAAGUAUGCCUGAGUGUGACUUGGGGUUGAAGGUGCGAGACGAGGAAUUCUCUGCUAGUUCCCUAGGCGUAGUGAACCCCCGAGCAGGGCUUGGGCUUACACGAGUCACUGGCCCACAUAUACCAGGAAAGUUAGGAUUAGCUGUCAUGGGCGGGAUGACGCGGGGUGACAUCUGGACCAGAGGCCCCGGCGCUGAGCUGCGGGUACCCUUCUGGUGCCGGAGCGUGUCUGUCGCGGGGCCGCACGUGGAAGGCUCGGUGACGUGAGCUAAGUCUGGAGGGGAAGGACUACUCACCGCGCGUCUGCCCUGCCACAGGGUCACGCGCACUCCCUGUGCCUUUACCUGGGGGCUCUUGUUUAGCGGGAACAGAGGGGCCUCACGGAGGGAGGACAGACAGCCUGUUCUGGCCAGAACCAUUUGUCUGCUGACGCCGUGGACACCGCGUUCCCCCACGGCGGGACUGAGGUUUCCGGAAACGAUUACUCGUUUCUCCUCUGAGCGUGUCCCCACACGGGCUGUCACCAGCCUUGGUGGCGACUUCACUUCGUCCCCUGCCCGGCGGCCGCCGCUCCGUCUGGAUCUGCACGUGUGGAGGUGCCUGCUGGGCUCUCGGGCCCCGUCGCCCCGCAGAGCACACUCGACCGGAUCAUCAGUAUUCUUCCUCCAUCUCAAGAACUGCUUUUUGUCACUGGACUUUUUAACUGUGAUUUUUUUUUUUUAAUAAAAGUUUUAAAUUGGUUUGAUGAUUCUUUUCGUGGAUGUUACUGGAAUGUGGUAGGAUGCACUCUCAAAUAAACUGUUAAACAGCAA